This is a messenger RNA of Cuscuta epithymum, 1066 nucleotides long. NCBI's taxonomy places the organism in Eukaryota, Viridiplantae, Streptophyta, Magnoliopsida, Solanales, Convolvulaceae. The record is from the annotation of a GenBank genome assembly.
AAAUGAAGACAUAUUUGCGUUUUCACAACCCACUUUCACUCUAAGACGACAUUGGCGCGGACUCAGAUGAAAUGCAUACUCAAGAGAUUUUAAAAACCAUCAUUACAUGAGAAGCAUUGACCAGUACCAUCACUUAUGUAAUGAGACUUGCCUGAUUAUUACUCGGUUGAGUAAAUGCGUUUUGGAGGCAAACGUUAUAUCCGACAAAAGUAUUAGUCAAGAAGUUUUGAAUUGAUUCCAUGAUUAUCAUUGGUCCUGUUAGAUAGCAUGAUGUCUUCCAAAUAUUAAUACAGGUCCGACCUUGAUGGAGGCUGAAAGGAUGGUUUUGAGGCCGGAAAAGCAAGAAAAUUGGAGAUAUUGUUCAUAGAUCUACAGUUCACGUUUGAUGUGCAUUUGGAAUCAGGUCCCUAUUUCAGACGAGUGUUACUGAAAUUGGUGAGUGGUUUGGGAGUCCUCAUAUCGGCGCGCAGCUACCCAGGCGUUCAUCCAGGGUGUGGGAGUCGGUUAGCCGGAAUACCGCUUAUGCGGAUUGAGCGGUUUGCUGCUCAUCUGCGAUUUCACUUCCCAGGAUUUCUUCUUGCGUACUUCUCCGUUCCUGUUUGUAAGGGUGGUUUGGAAAUAGCCACAAUCAGACGGGCUUGGGUCUACGUCAAGUGUUGUUUGCUGCACUUGCAUUGGGAGAAAAAGAGCCAACCUAUUGUGACUUCUGAUGGGAGGAUUGAAGCAAGAAGUGAUGAGGCGAAAUCCAUAGCUAAUGGAAUUGUUCUGACUUGUGACUUCCGGCGUUGCUUCUGGCAUUCUGACUUUUGGCUUCGGCGUUGCUCCCGGCGUUCUAACUUCUGACUUUCGGCAUUGCUUUCUAGUGGCAUAGAAUGGAACAAAAUAACGGAGCAGUUAAAUGGGUGGUUGAAAUGGAAUCAAAAGGUUUAAAUUUGUGUUUAUUUGGUUCACUAAAAACUUUAGUGUCUAAUGCAAACUUCAUUAAAAACGUUAGUGUCAUUUUUGAGCCUUUUCCCUUAUUGUUAUGGUCAUUGUUGUUAUUAUACAAUCAUUUUUUUUAAUUUAC